AUGUGGCUUCUGGGCACUGCGCGCGCAAACCUCGUCUUCUUUCCCCGACCCGAAGACGUUCCUGGACUCGGCUAUGCUAUCCUGUCGCACACCUGGGGAGAAGAAGAAGAAACGUUUCAAAAGCCACACCGGUCGUCACCACCAUGGUUCAAUCCACGCGAUCGCCUCACUCCAAAAGUUCGAUCAUUCCUUGAGCUCGCCGAACAGCACGGAUACGAGUACGCUUGGGUCGACACGUGCUGUAUCAACAAGGAGAGCAGUUCCGAGCUCUCGGAAGGCAUCAAUUCCAUGUUCCGGUACUACGCCCUCUCCAACAUCUGCUACGUCUACCUCGGCGACGUCGAGUACUCCAACACUUAUCCAGGUAACAUGUGGCGCGCCUUCCGACUCAGUCGCUGGCACUUCCGGGGCUGGACUCUCCAAGAGCUUAUUGCGUCUCGCAUGCUCGUGUUCUAUUCCAAGGAGUGGAUAUGUCUGGGAACCAAGUACGAGCUCGCAAAUCGCCUAGAACAAGCAACCGAGAUUUGUGCGGCGGUCCUUCGCUUUGAUAGCCCGUUUACCGACGCGAGCAUCGCGACGCGCAUAUCAUGGGCGGUGUGUCGGGACACCACGAGGCCGGAAGACGCCGCCUACAGCCUCUUCGGGCUUUUCGGGGUCAACAUGCCGAGCACAGACAUGCCGACGCUCUACGGCGAAGGGCGGCUCGCAUUCUGCCGGCUCCUCAUGGAGAUCUUGAAGACCUCACAGGAUCCUUCGAUUUUCCUUUUGGGAAAACGACUGGAGGUGUAUGCCUUGGAUGACCUCAAAUUAGUGAUCACCCCGGGUACGGCCAACCCUCACGGGUCCCGGGUAUGGGUGUGCUGGGUCCGGGUCCGGGUCACGGCCUCAUGA
Molecule: messenger RNA, 891 nt
Organism: Epithele typhae
Lineage: Eukaryota; Fungi; Basidiomycota; Agaricomycetes; Polyporales; Epitheliaceae
Product: heterokaryon incompatibility protein-domain-containing protein
Exons: 3
Coding region: 1-891 (296 amino acids)
Source: RefSeq, a predicted model, not a curated record